Messenger RNA from Lathyrus oleraceus (garden pea), 3107 nucleotides. Its product is annotated as ribonuclease J. Bases 146 to 2623 code for a protein of 825 amino acids. Lineage: Eukaryota; Viridiplantae; Streptophyta; Magnoliopsida; Fabales; Fabaceae. The transcript is spliced from 17 exons. The record is from RefSeq and is a predicted model, not a curated record.
GAAAGAAAGAUGGUAGUGAAGCGCACGCAAUACCCAUUUCCCGCUUCGAACUUAACUCCCCAAGUAGCAGCUCCUACCAAAACCCUCUCCAUUCCAUUUCCUCCAAUACCACAAAUCGUUAGGGUUUCGUUUUUCUCUCUGAAAAAUGGUUACCUGUAAUUCCCUUUCCCUCUUCUAUGGCAGACAUCGUCUUCACCCUACAAGGACGCGUUCCUCUUGUUACUCUUUUCCCUCCAAUGCUCUCCCAAUUUAUAUUGUUCUGUUUCGAGUAGAUAUUGAUGUAGCCAAAGUACUGCAAAAAAGAUCAAGAAGAAUAGAAGGUCCUAAAAAAAGCAUGGAGGACUCUGUUCAACGCAAGAUGGAGCAAUUUUACGAAGGAUCAGAUGGGCCACCCCUUCGUGUUCUUCCUAUUGGCGGGUUGGGUGAAAUUGGAAUGAAUUGCAUGCUUCUGGGGAACUAUGAUCGAUAUAUCCUCAUUGACGCCGGAGUCAUGUUCCCAGACUAUGAUGAGCUUGGGGUCCAAAAGAUAAUACCUGACACAACAUUUAUAAAAAAAUGGAGCCACAAAAUUGAAGCAGUAGUUAUAACACACGGUCAUGAAGAUCAUAUUGGUGCAUUGCCUUGGGUCAUCCCAGUGUUGGAUUCUCAAACACCAAUUUUUGCAUCGUCGUUUACAAUGGAGCUUAUAAGAAAACGUUUGAAGGAUCAUGGUAUUUUUGUUCCAUCCCAACUAAAAGUAUUUAGAACAAGGAAGAAGUUUGUAGCUGGGCCAUUUGAGAUAGAGCCUAUCAGAGUGAGCCAUUCUAUUCCGGAUUGCUGUGGAUUAGUUCUUCGCUGCUCUGAUGGUACUAUUCUUCAUACUGGGGAUUGGAAGAUCGAUGAAACACCAUUAGAUGGGAAAUUUUUCGACCGUGAAGCUCUAGAGGAACUCUCUAAAGAAGGAGUCACAUUGAUGAUGAGUGAUUCAACAAAUGUACAAUCACCUGGAAGGACAAUGAGCGAGUCUGUCGUUGCUGAUGCAUUAUUGAGGCAUAUUUCAGCUGCCAAAGGAAGGGUUAUAACAACCCAGUUUUCAUCUAAUAUUAAUCGUCUUGGAAGUGUAAAAGCUGCUGCUGAUUUGACUGGCAGAAAGUUGGUGUUUUCUGGCAUGUCUUUAAGGACAUAUUUGGAUGCAGCAUGGAAGGAUGGAAAGUCUCCAAUUGAUCCAUCCACUUUGGUGAAAGUAGAGGAUAUUGAUGCUUAUGCGCCUAAGGAUUUGCUGAUCAUGACUACGGGUUCUCAAGCAGAACCGCGUGCUGCUUUAAAUCUUGCAUCUUACGGAAGUAGUCAUGCUUUGAAACUGACAAAGGAAGACGUUCUGUUGUAUUCUGCUAAGAUUAUCCCCGGCAACGAGUCUCGUGUUAUGGAUAUGCUAAACCGAAUAUCAGAGAUUGGAUCAACAAUAGUCAUGGGGAAGAAGGAAUGUCUACACACAUCUGGUCAUGGGUAUCGUGGUGAAUUGGAGGAAGUGCUCAGAAUUGUGAGGCCACAGCAUUUUCUUCCCAUACAUGGAGAACUCUUGUUCUUAAAGGAGCAUGAGUUACUUGGAAAAUCAACUGGCAUUCAACACACUGCUGUUAUUAUGAAUGGAGAGAUGCUUGGCGUUUCACAUUUGAGAAACAGAAAAGUCCUUUCUAAUGGAUUUAUUGCCCUUGGAAAAGAGAAUUUGCAGUUGAAGUAUAGUGACGGUGACAAAGCAUUUGGUUCAUCAAGCGAACUGUUCAUUGAUGAAAGAUUGAGAAUUGCAUUAGACGGCAUCAUUGUCGUUAGCAUGGAAGUAUGUCGCCCUCACAGUUUAGACAGUUCGGUUGAAAACACCUUAAAAGGAAAGAUAAGAAUUACCACAAGAUGCCUAUGGCUUGACAAAGGGAAGCUGUUGGACGCACUGAAUAAAGCCGCUCAUGCUGCUCUUUCAAGCUGCCCUGUUAACAGCCCACUGGCUCACAUGGAAAAAACUGUAUCUGAGAUGUUAAGGAAAAUGGUGAGGAAGUAUAGUGGCAAACGGCCUGAUGUUAUUGCAGUUGCUAUAGAAAAUCCUGCAGCUGUUCUCGCUACUGAGAUAAACACAAGGUUAUCUGGAAAGUCCCAUGUAGGUGGGAUAUCAACUUUUAGAAACGCGGUGCAUCGACACGAGAGAGAAAAUCAAUCCACCAAAACGCAAAUUAGAGGGAUGAUUGAGGAUGAUAAUGAUGCUGAAGGUCUUCUACCUAAGGAAGAUGCCACUACCUCAAAUAGAGCUGCGAGUAAUUUGUCUGAAACAGAGAAUGGUCCUGAAGAUGCUGAAAUCAAACCAGUGAAGAGAAACAAAUGGAAAGAGGAGGAAGUUAAGAAGUUGAUUGGUGUGCGCAGGGAAUUUGAGGACACAUUUCAAUUAGUGAAGGGAAAUAAUGUCUUCUGGGAAGAAAUAUCCAAGAACUUGUUGGCUUAUGGUAUCAACAAAAAUCCUAGGCAGUGUAGAUCUAUGUGGACAUCUCUGUUACAGAAAUAUGAGGAGAUUAAAAAUGAGAACAGAGAGGAAAGAUGGCUAUAUCUGGAAGACAUGGAAAAGGUUCUGUCUGAUAUUGAGGCACCAGCAAAAAUAUGACCGGGAGUUUGAUGAAUAAGACCAGCUAAAUUUGCAAAAGCUUUCUGCAUCAUGCUUGAUAAUAUAAAUUUGAGCAUGGUUGGAGGUGGGAAGAUAAAGAUAAUCCAUCAGUCGCAUGAUUAUUGCAUCAUGGAUCUGUGAGAUUGAAAGUCCCUAGUUUUGUUAGAAGAUAGGCAGAAUCAAAAGGGAUUUCCAUUCAAGCUAACAAUAGUUAAUGAAGGAUGAGUAUGCCAGUUUAGGAGAUGAUUAUCCCCCUACUCAAAUGGUUGCUCUCAAACCAAAUGACAUUGAUAUAAAAAAAGUUUUACUGUAGAAUUGAUACUAAUUUUGAAGGAGUCCAACAUAAAUUUAUUCCAUUAACUGUCCGAAUUAGUUUCAUUAUUUUUAUUAGUGGUAUGUGUUUGGGCGUCAUAAAUCAAUUGUUGAAAUCUAAAUCUUGGUCACAUACAACAGUAAAAUUAAUGUGAAGGUCUAGAUGUUUCUA